Molecule: messenger RNA, 5980 nt
Organism: Herpailurus yagouaroundi (jaguarundi)
Lineage: Eukaryota; Metazoa; Chordata; Mammalia; Carnivora; Felidae
Gene: DHX8
Product: DEAH-box helicase 8
Exons: 23
Coding region: 1-3669 (1222 amino acids)
Biological process (GO): spliceosomal complex disassembly; mRNA splicing, via spliceosome
Cellular component (GO): catalytic step 2 spliceosome; intracellular anatomical structure
Molecular function (GO): ATP binding; RNA helicase activity; RNA binding
Source: RefSeq, a predicted model, not a curated record
AUGGCCGUGGCCGUGGCCCUGGCGGGGGCUGUGACCGGAACGGAGCUAGGCCCCGCGGAAGAACUCGCCAAACUCGAGUAUCUGUCUUUAGUGUCGAAAGUUUGCACCGAGCUGGACAAUCACUUGGGGAUCAACGACAAGGACCUGGCUGAAUUUGUGAUCAGUCUUGCUGAGAAAAAUACCACGUUUGAUACUUUUAAGGCUUCUCUGGUCAAAAAUGGUGCUGAAUUCACGGAUUCUCUUAUUAGUAACUUGCUACGCCUCAUACAAACCAUGCGGCCUCCAGCAAAGCCUUCUACUAGCAAAGAUCCAGUUGUUAAACCCAAAACUGGAAAGGAAAAGCUGAAGGAACUCUUCCCAGUGCUUUGUCAACCAGACAACCCUUCUGUCCGGACCAUGCUGGAUGAGGAUGAUGUGAAAGUCGCUGUGGAUGUCCUGAAAGAACUGGAGGCCUUAAUGCCCAGUGCAGCGGGCCAGGAGAAGCAAAGAGAUGCAGAGCACCGAGACAAGACAAAGAAGAAGAAGCGGAGCCGGAGCCGUGACCGUGACCGCGACCGCGAGCGUGACCGGGAGCGGGAGCGAGACCGUGAUAGAGACCACAAGAGGAGACACCGGUCCCGCUCUCGGUCACAUUCCAGGACCCGGGAGAGGAAUAAAGGGAAGUCUAGAUACCGGUCUAGGAGCAGAAGUCAGAGUCCCCCCAAAGACCGGAAGGACCGGGACAAGUAUGGGGAGAGGAAUCUGGACAGAUGGAGGGAUAAACACGUGGACCGCCCUCCCCCGGAGGAGCCUGCCAUUGGGGACAUUUACAAUGGCAAAGUUACCAGCAUCAUGCAGUUUGGAUGCUUCGUGCAGCUAGAGGGAUUAAGGAAGCGGUGGGAAGGCCUGGUGCACAUCUCUGAGCUCCGGCGAGAAGGCCGUGUGGCCAAUGUGGCUGAUGUGGUGAGCAAAGGCCAGAGGGUCAAAGUCAAAGUGCUAUCCUUCACUGGGACCAAGACCAGUCUGAGCAUGAAGGAUGUGGAUCAAGAGACUGGUGAAGAUCUAAAUCCCAAUCGACGACGAAAUCUUGUUGGGGAGACCAAUGAAGAGACUUCAAUGAGGAAUCCGGACAGACCCACUCACCUUUCCCUCGUCAGCGCCCCUGAAGUAGAGGAUGACUCUCUGGAGCGCAAGCGCCUUACCCGCAUCUCUGAUCCAGAGAAGUGGGAGAUCAAACAGAUGAUCGCUGCCAAUGUCCUUUCCAAAGAAGAGUUUCCGGACUUCGAUGAAGAGACUGGCAUUCUCCCUAAAGUAGAUGAUGAAGAAGAUGAAGAUCUUGAGAUCGAGCUGGUUGAGGAAGAGCCUCCAUUCCUGAGAGGGCACACCAAGCAAAGCAUGGACAUGAGCCCUAUUAAAAUCGUUAAGAACCCGGAUGGUUCCCUCUCCCAAGCAGCAAUGAUGCAGAGUGCCUUAGCCAAAGAAAGGCGGGAACUCAAGCAGGCCCAGCGGGAAGCUGAGAUGGAUUCUAUUCCCAUGGGGCUCAACAAACACUGGGUUGAUCCUCUGCCUGAUGCGGAAGGCAGACAGAUCGCUGCCAAUAUGAGGGGUAUCGGGAUGAUGCCCAAUGACAUUCCCGAGUGGAAGAAGCAUGCUUUUGGGGGCAACAAAGCUUCUUAUGGAAAAAAGACCCAGAUGUCAAUCAUUGAACAGAGAGAGAGCCUGCCCAUCUACAAACUGAAGGAGCAGCUGGUCCAGGCUGUUCAUGACAAUCAAAUCCUGAUUGUUAUUGGAGAGACAGGAUCUGGGAAGACAACGCAGAUCACCCAAUACCUGGCAGAGGCAGGCUACACUUCCCGGGGCAAGAUUGGAUGUACCCAGCCCCGAAGAGUAGCAGCCAUGUCGGUGGCCAAAAGAGUGUCAGAGGAGUUUGGUUGUUGCUUAGGCCAGGAGGUGGGCUACACCAUUCGGUUUGAGGACUGCACCAGCCCAGAAACAGUCAUCAAGUACAUGACAGAUGGGAUGUUGCUGCGAGAGUGCCUGAUUGAUCCCGACCUCACACAGUAUGCAAUCAUCAUGCUGGAUGAGGCGCACGAGAGAACAAUUCACACUGACGUGCUCUUUGGAUUGUUGAAGAAGACGGUUCAGAAACGGCAGGACAUGAAGCUGAUUGUCACCUCAGCCACAUUGGAUGCAGUGAAGUUUUCUCAGUACUUCUAUGAAGCUCCCAUCUUCACCAUCCCAGGUCGAACAUAUCCCGUGGAAAUACUGUACACAAAGGAACCUGAGACAGAUUAUCUAGAUGCCAGCUUGAUCACUGUCAUGCAGAUCCACUUAACAGAACCACCAGGUGACAUCCUCGUCUUCCUGACUGGUCAGGAGGAGAUCGAUACCGCGUGCGAGAUCCUAUACGAAAGAAUGAAAUCCCUGGGACCGGAUGUCCCGGAGCUGAUCAUCCUGCCCGUGUACUCUGCUCUCCCCAGUGAGAUGCAGACCCGAAUCUUUGACCCAGCCCCACCUGGCAGCAGAAAGGUCGUGAUUGCCACCAACAUCGCAGAGACCUCGCUGACCAUUGACGGCAUCUACUAUGUGGUGGACCCUGGGUUUGUGAAGCAGAAAGUUUACAAUUCCAAGACUGGCAUCGACCAGCUCGUGGUCACUCCAAUCUCUCAGGCUCAGGCAAAGCAGCGAGCUGGCAGAGCCGGGAGAACGGGCCCAGGGAAGUGUUACAGGCUGUACACAGAACGUGCCUACCGAGAUGAAAUGCUGACCACCAAUGUGCCGGAAAUCCAGAGGACCAACCUGGCGAGCACAGUGCUCUCUCUCAAGGCCAUGGGCAUCAAUGACCUGCUGUCCUUUGACUUCAUGGAUGCCCCUCCGAUGGAAACCUUGAUCACAGCCAUGGAGCAACUGUACACACUGGGGGCCUUGGAUGACGAGGGCCUGCUUACUCGCCUGGGCCGCAGGAUGGCAGAAUUCCCUCUGGAGCCAAUGCUGUGCAAAAUGCUGAUCAUGUCUGUGCAUCUGGGCUGCAGUGAGGAAAUGCUGACCAUUGUGUCCAUGCUGUCUGUGCAGAAUGUCUUCUACAGGCCCAAGGAUAAACAAGCCCUUGCAGAUCAAAAGAAAGCUAAAUUCCACCAGACUGAAGGGGACCACCUCACCCUGCUGGCUGUGUACAACUCCUGGAAGAACAACAAGUUCUCCAACCCCUGGUGCUAUGAGAACUUCAUCCAGGCUCGUUCGCUGCGUCGGGCCCAGGAUAUUCGCAAGCAGAUGUUAGGCAUAAUGGACAGACACAAGCUGGAUGUGGUCUCCUGUGGCAAGUCCACAGUCCGAGUGCAAAAGGCCAUCUGCAGUGGAUUCUUCCGGAAUGCUGCCAAGAAAGACCCUCAGGAGGGCUACCGGACACUGAUUGACCAACAGGUGGUCUACAUCCACCCUUCCAGUGCUCUCUUCAAUAGACAGCCAGAAUGGGUGGUGUAUCACGAGCUGGUACUGACCACGAAGGAGUACAUGCGUGAGGUCACCACUAUCGACCCCAGGUGGCUUGUGGAAUUUGCUCCAGCCUUCUUCAAGGUCUCCGACCCGACCAAGCUAAGCAAGCAGAAGAAGCAGCAGCGUCUUGAACCUUUGUACAACCGCUACGAGGAACCCAACGCUUGGAGAAUAUCCCGGGCCUUCCGACGGCGCUGAGAGGUGACACUUCUCUGUCUGCCUCUCCUGCAGUGGGGGCCCAGGGCUUGGACUCCCUUUUAUUGGUGAAAAGCUGGUCCUGAGGAUGCAGCCGUCCAGUGACUGGAUAUCUUUACUGGGCAUUUUCUAAACUUGAUUCUUAUUUCUUCCCUGGUGGUCAAAAUAGAAACAGGGAUUUACGCCUGGUUUGACCAGAGCCCCCAGCCCUGACCACCUCAAGGCACUGUGGCCAGCUGGGGCUCGCAGCCAGUAUGGGAGUACAUGGCAUCAUCUCCACAAAAUGGGCAACUCGUGGAGCCCUAAGAUGGGAAAACGGAGUUGCGAGCAUCUGACGCCCAGAUGUAGCGAGGGCCCUGACGCCCGAGCUGGGACUCUGGAGGAAGGGGCUGCGGAGCUCACGGACCGUGUUGGCCCCACUUCUGCCCCUGCCCAGCCCCUGUACUUUCGCUUAACCUCUUGGAAAUAUUUAUUUUCUUAAGGAAACAUAAAUGGUUUUCUGUGGCUGUUUCUUCUAGCUGAAAGGUUAGGAUAUUGGCCUGGGCCCAGGGUGGGGAGAUUUGUGGCUUUGGUGCACAUGGUGGAGAGUCCCCUGUAACCAGAGCUUGGGGCCUCUUUGGGCUCGGAGGUGACGCAUAGCCCAAGCCUGCAGUCGUAUCUCUUGACACCCGCACGAGCCCGGUGUGGCUGCACACGGUCCCAUGAUUAACCACAUCCACUGCCCCAGUCUGGGCGCCUGAGUGGUUACAGAUGCAGCAUGUGGAAUACAGAAGGCUCUCCUGGCUUCCUCCGCUGCACACCACACAAUGUGCAGCGUGUCCUUUUUCCUUUUGAAACAUGCAAGGGACGUCACAGCUUUUGUUUUGUUUUUUGUUUUUAUUCCCCCUCCCCCCGCCCAGGUCCUCGAUGGGCUUUAACAAAGGGUUUUUAUGGUCAAAGCCUCUCGUCCCCCCACCACAAACAGAAAACCCACCGAACCCCUUUCAGAGUCAGCUUGCUGUUGCUGAGUGGGUUUCUUGUAGCGUUUGGUUGGGGAAUAGCCACCUCCCAGUGCCCCUGUCAUGGCUCCCAAGGAAGCUCUUGACUUUGAAGGACAUCCCACAGAUGCUGCCAGGCCAGGUUGUUUCCAGAGCUUCUGGAAAGCUGGUCUGGAUGUGGAGCUUGUAGGGAAGCCCCUGGGGGGUUGGACACCUCGUAUAGAACUACUGACUUGUCCACCAGAUGCUGAGUUUAUGACAUUCUAGGAUGUGAAAGAAUGUAGGCUAUUGUUGGGCGGCAAACUGACCACCCUAAAGACGAUUCAGAGAGAAUCCAGCAGAGAAGAGCACAGGCCAGGGAGUCUGCUGACUGAGAUUCCCACCCCUUCCUUGAGUUGAGCGAGCGCCUCCAAUUCUGUUUGCUCCUGGGAAGCCCUGGCCAGUAAUUAAGGGCAGGGGAUCUUUGUGUGUUCACCUUUAAGGCCUUACGGGGAGAGAGAGGCAGGGAUCUACAGAGGAGGAGGCCGAGAGCAAAGCAGGGGCUGGGCACCCAGCUCCCCAGUCUCUAAGAACUCCCUCCGGGCUUGGCAGCCUGCCUGCCCCAGCUGAGCGCCCAGCACCAAAGACAUUGGCACCUAGGAGAUGGUUAUGGCCCUGGGGGCAGGGUGGGGAGGUUUGGGAUUGAAGCUGAGGUUGAGAAGGACAUGUUCCACAGGCAAAGGUGAGAGACAGCAGGGCUAGCCAUCUCCUGUGGGUUAGGUGAGCAAAGGACCCUGGCUCUGUGGGUGUUCCUUAAACAACUGUCCCAAGAGCUGUCUCUCUGCUAUGUCAAGGUGGUUGAUGUCUGACCUUUGGACCGGCCAUCAGGAAACAGCAUGUCGGCAGCAUCGCUGAGCCUGCUCAGAGGGAGAUGGGCCAGAUUGGGAAGAACUUGCCCGCUGCUCCCACACAAUGGGGCCCUUGUUUCUCUUCCUCGAAACAAUAUUUCCCGAGAUUGAGUGACGGGUCAGGAGAGGAUGUGGGUCUCCUGCAGGGAGCUGGAAUCUUCUAGGCCAUUCACCCCACCCCGCAGGAGCCUAGCUCAGGGAUUUCCUGCCCCUGUGCACGUGCUGAGUCUGUGCUUGCAUACGUGGGGGGGGGAGCAUCCCCGUGGGGCUCGUGUAAACUCUACCGCUGGGUCAGGCUCCUCGGUCUAGGGUUUACCUUCAUCCAGUCCGGAGCUUGAUUUCCCCUGGUGGUUGCUAAAAGCUGCCUCCUCUAAGCAGUGGCCCUCCAAGGUUAAGGAUUUGAACAAAGAGCUGUGAGGAGUGACUUGUUAAUAAACAUUUCAGAGGGUA